This is a messenger RNA of Lachancea dasiensis, 183 nucleotides long. The record is from the annotation of a GenBank genome assembly. NCBI's taxonomy places the organism in Eukaryota, Fungi, Ascomycota, Saccharomycetes, Saccharomycetales, Saccharomycetaceae.
AUGGCCAACAAGAUUAUCGAAUACCAAAAGCUAUUCCAAGCUUCUUCCAAGCCAUUGUGGUGGAGACACCCAAGAUCGGCCUUGUACCUGUACCCUUUCUACGCUUUGUUCGCCGUGGCCGUUGUGGGACCAUUCCUUUACCUCCCAAACACCAUCAGAGGUAUCAAGGAUAAGAGAAACUAA